AUGAUGAAGAUGAACCGUGUGAUGUGUGUGUUGGCUGUUCUGCUGUGCUUCGCCUGCGGGUAUACCAUGGCGGCUGCUGCUACUACUGCUGCUGGACAGCCAAAGGCGGUGAUGGCUGAAUUUUAUGGAAGUUAUGACACUGCUCUUCUUAAGGAGGAGUGGGACAAAAAGCAAAAGGAGAAAGAACUGCUGAAGCAACAAGAGCUGAAUAAGCAAAAGGUUACAGCGCCCCUUCAGACUCCAGAACGAUUACAACCAGAGACUCAUCCAAACGAAGAAACCACUGGAGACUUGCGGAACCAAAAAGGUGAUUCUGCUCCAUCUCCGGAGGUUAAACGCCCUGAGGGAGUAGACACUCCUGUUGCCGCUGCUGCUGAAACCACUUCCCAACCCAGUCCUGUUGUGGAGGUCGUGUGUAUGUCCACGGAAGAACCACAUUUACAUCGCGCUGAUAACACUGUGGAACGCCCAUGCGAGACAAACAAAACUGGGCCUGCGUGUGAGGCUUACAAAAAGCUUUGCAAGGCUCGUGCUGAUAGUGUAUUUUCGGGUCUCUACGAUCCCAACGUUAUGAAGCCCAAUAAUAACAGGCCAACUGGAAGUGGUGACGCGGACACUACGUCGCCAGUCACACAAGGUGAUCAAGAAGCUUCGAAUAGCAAUGGGGGUAACAGUACACCUGUUAACUCUAAUCCUAACCAAGAACCUCCUGCAGCGGAGAGCAGUACCACAAACGAGAAUACAGCUAACCAGCAAUCUCCUCCAGCGGCAGAAGAUGCAACUACACCAUCAGCCCCACAAGAAAAUAGCAAUGCUGAUUCAACGACCACUACUCCGUCAAGUCCCGAGAACACUACCACAGAAGCACCAUCCACCACUCCAACUCCUUCAACCGAUGCAGAGAUCAGCACUAUUGCACCCACCGAGCAGAACAGUGCCAAUGCUGAUAGCAGCAGUAUCAGUCCUCUGUGGAUGCGCACUGCCGCACCUCUGCUGAUUGUGGCUGCGUUGGUAUUGUAA
This is a messenger RNA of Trypanosoma theileri, 1020 nucleotides long. RefSeq lists its product as uncharacterized. NCBI's taxonomy places the organism in Eukaryota, Euglenozoa, Kinetoplastea, Trypanosomatida, Trypanosomatidae. The record is from RefSeq and is a predicted model, not a curated record. The transcript has a single exon. The coding region runs from base 1 to 1020 and encodes 339 amino acids.